Messenger RNA from Ilex paraguariensis (yerba mate), 829 nucleotides. The record is from the annotation of a GenBank genome assembly. Lineage: Eukaryota; Viridiplantae; Streptophyta; Magnoliopsida; Aquifoliales; Aquifoliaceae.
CCACACGAGACCAACACAAAAAUGGUGAAGUUCACUCUUAUAUUUAGCAUUGCCUUCUCAAUAUGGUUCUUCUAUACAUGUCCCAAAUUCAUCUCAGCAGUAGACACCGAUAACUUGCAGGAUAUCUGCCCCACCAAUACGACCCGACAAACCGUCUUCAUCAACGGCUUUCCUUGCAAAAAUCCAUCCCUCAUAACUGCUUCUGAUUUCAAGAACUCACUGCUAAACCAUGCAGGUAACACAGACCACUUUCUUCGCUCGUCGGUCACCAUUGUGACUGCUUCUGAGUUUCCAGGACUAAACACUCUCGGGUUAUCGGUUGCGAGGACAGAUUUGGAUGUUGAUGGCCUGGUCUUGCCUCAUUCUCACCCGAGAGCAUCGGAGAUUCUCUUUGUCAGCACAGGAAAUGUGGUGGCUGGUUUUGUUGAUACUCAGAAACAUUUGUUUCAAAGGUUUCUUAGAAGAGGUGACGUGUUUGUGGUUCCAAGGGGUAUGCUACAUUACUCUUUGAAUUCUGGUUUUGACGUGGCUACUGUUUUCUCUGUGCUUAAUAGUCAGAAUCCUGGUAUGUUGAACAUUGCUGAUGCGUUGUUUGCGCCGAAUGAUUCGGAGGCGAUGGAGAUGCUGAAGAAGAGACUGAUCAAUCUGUCUAAAUUGGAGGUGGAUCAAGUUGGAAAUGUGACUUUCUUUGAGUUUUAGGCAGUUGAAGAUGAUGGUUUUAUUCAUGUUCUAAUAAGAAAAAAACCACUUAUGAUUUUAUUAAGGUUAAUUAUCAAGACAUAAGAAGAUAUGACUUUCAUUUGUUGAUUAUUAUGAAUUUUAAAAAAGC